Messenger RNA from Staurois parvus, 386 nucleotides. Lineage: Eukaryota; Metazoa; Chordata; Amphibia; Anura; Ranidae. The record is from the annotation of a GenBank genome assembly.
UUAAACACUUCACGUCCAGCCGUUGUAUAUAAACGGCCGGACGGUGGCAGUGCAGGGGCGGGUGGCCCUCCAGACACCGUGGAACACCAAUCGUUGUACGGGACCUCUGUGCAAGGUCCCGAUAAUGUGAUCACUGAUUGGCCAAUCAGUGAUCACAGCUGAUGACAUAUCACUACACCGGCCCAUUGCCAGUGUCAUGUGACCGCUAUGACCAAUCACAGCAGAUCACAUCAAUUGUAUACAAUGGAUGGCUUCCCGUCAUGCCAUCCAUUGUAUACAAUUAUGCUGUUAACUGUGACUGGUCAAGGCAGUCACAUGAUAGAGACCGGGCCAAUCACAGCUCAUCUGUAUCAUGUGAUCAGCUUUGCCCAAUCACAGCUAAUCAC